Molecule: messenger RNA, 468 nt
Organism: Hibiscus syriacus
Lineage: Eukaryota; Viridiplantae; Streptophyta; Magnoliopsida; Malvales; Malvaceae
Exons: 3
Coding region: 87-452 (121 amino acids)
Source: RefSeq, a predicted model, not a curated record
CUGUUCUCUUUUUCAUUUUAAUAUCAGUUUCUUUUCUGAUAGUCUUCUCUUCGUAAUCGCCUCCUAGAUAGCUUCAAUCUGUUUCAAUGGCCGGUAUGCUUCCCGGUGUUGAAUGUGCUAGAAGGAGACGGACCCGCCCGAACGGAAGCUCAUCCGAUUCACCAAUCGUCGCUGCAAUUGGCUCCACAAGGAAAUCCUGUUUUUGUCUGUAUGCAACCAAACACGAAUCUCAUUUUUGUUUACAGAAGCAAAGGAGCAUAUUAGUCGAGGCCUGUGAAGAUGAGAAGCUGGGAGGAACAGCAAGAGAAGCUAAGAGAAGAUUAGAUGAGAGGUUGAGAUCACAAAGAAACUCACAUCCUAAGAGGAAAAAUAACAAAGAGAAUUUGGAGAGAGGGGGCUUGGAUUCACAAGGGUUUGAACCAAAGAAGAAGAGAGUUAGGUGGGCCAAGUAGAAAUUACGCUCACACU